Molecule: messenger RNA, 570 nt
Organism: Sciurus carolinensis (gray squirrel)
Lineage: Eukaryota; Metazoa; Chordata; Mammalia; Rodentia; Sciuridae
Product: actin-related protein 2/3 complex subunit 5-like
Biological process (GO): regulation of actin filament polymerization; Arp2/3 complex-mediated actin nucleation; cell migration
Cellular component (GO): Arp2/3 protein complex; cytoplasm; actin cytoskeleton
Molecular function (GO): actin filament binding
Source: RefSeq, a predicted model, not a curated record
GGGUUCGGCUCCGGGAUGUCCAAGAACACGGUCUCGUCGGUCCGCUUCCGGAAGGUGGACGUGGACGAGUAUGACGAGAACAAGUUCGUGGACGAGGAGGACGUGGGCGACGGGCAGGCCGCCGACGAGGGCGAGGUGGACUCCUGCCUGCGGCAAGGAAACAUGACAGCUGCUCUCCAGGCAGCUCUGAAAAAUCCCCCUAUCAACACCAAGAGUCAGGCGGUGAAGGAUCGGGCAGGCAGCAUUGUCUUGAAGGUGCUCAUCUCUUUUAAAGCUAAUGAUAUUGAGAAGGCCGUUCAAUCUCUGGACAAGAAUAGUGUGGAUCUCCUAAUGAAGUAUAUUUAUAAGGGCUUUGAGAGCCCAUCUGACAAUAGCAGUGCUAUGUUACUACAGUGGCAUGAAAAGGCACUUGCUGCUGGAGGAGUAGGAUCCAUUGUUCGUGUCUUGACUGCAAGGAAAACGGUGUAGUCCUGCAGGAACUGGUUCCACCAUGGGAGUGGGAAUUGCUGGUACAAAGACCAAAACAACCAAAUGCCACUGCUGCCCUGUGGGUAGCAUCUGCUUCUCUCA